AUGGCGCAGGAGCUGCUCCUGGGCAGCAGCGAGCACAUCUCAGCUACCUCGGACGUCUAUACUCACGAGGUUGUCGCCGUGAACUUUACCCACUUCACGAUGUUUCCUCCCAUUUCCUAUGAUUUAUCCUUCGCGCUGAAGGUCCCCUCGCUGAUAAGGCCCAAAGGCACUCACCAAGAUGACGUUCGCCAUGCGAUGGCCGUGGAGAGGGCAAGGCGUGUGGAGCCACAUCGGAUCCGGGUUUGGCUUCAGACGCUUGUUUGGGUUUGCGAGCCCCCUUCUGGAGCUGCUGGUGACGGUGUGGCUGGAUGGGGCCAGGUGUCGGAUGAUGGCGAGGAUUUCCAGGUGAGAGUCGUGUACGAUCUGGAAGACCCUCCGGACUGGCUCUAUGCGGCCUAUCGGCUUUUUGUGGGCGAUGCGGCGUACAAGCCACGAGACUUCCGCCAAGUGGACAUGCACUGGGUCCGGAGCGUGGACCUCGCGUUCCCUUAUUGA
This is a messenger RNA of Symbiodinium sp. CCMP2592, 495 nucleotides long. Lineage: Eukaryota; Dinophyceae; Suessiales; Symbiodiniaceae. The record is from the annotation of a GenBank genome assembly.